AUGUUCUCAUUCGUGUUCUUUGAGUUGCAGGUGAGCGUCGCACUGGGCUGCGCCUACCGUGGCCGGACCAUUGCCUUUGCCAGCACCUUUGCUGCCUUUUUGACCCGAGCAUUUGAUCAGAUCCGGGCUGGAGCUCUCGCUGAGAUGAACGUCAACCUUAUCGGUUCCCACUGUGGGGUGUCUGUUGGUGAAGAUGGCCCCUUGCUGAUGGCCCUGGAGGAUCUGGCCUUGUUCCGAGCCAUCCCCAACUGCACUAUUUUCUAUCCAAGUGAUGCCGUCUCCACAGAACGUGCUGUUUAUCUGGCGGCCAGUAAUAAGGGAAUGUGCUUCAUUCGGACCAGCCAACCAGAAACUGCAGUUAUUUAUACCCCCCAAGAAAAGUUUGAGAUCGGACAGGCCAAGGUUGUCCGCAAAAGUGUCAAUGACAAGGUCACGGUUAUUGGAGCUGGAGUUACUCUGCACGAAGCCUUAGAAGCUGCUGAUAAUCUUUCUAAAGAAGAUAUUUUUAUCCGUGUCAUCGAUCUGUUUACCAUUAAACCCCUGGAUGUUGCUACCAUCAUCUUCAAUGCAAAAGCCACAGGCGGCCAGAUUAUCACAGUGGAGGAUCACUACCCAGAAGGUGGCAUUGGGGAAGCUGUCUGUGCAGCCGUCUCCACAGAACGUGACAUCGUGGUGCAUCAGCUGGCAGUUUCGGGAGUGCCUCAGGGUGGCAAACCGCAGGAACUGCUGGACAUGUUUGGAAUCAGUGCAAAACACAUCACUGUGGCCGUGAAAUGUAUUGUAAUGGACUAAAGUAGCUUGCCGGCUUUGGUCUGAGAAAAGUAGCCUCUUUAUACAUUUAUACUUGUUCCAAAACUAUCCUUUAAAUAUAUACUGCUGUGCUUUGUUCUCUUUAAAGCAAAGCCAGUUAAUAUCUUUCUUUAUUCCCGAUUCAGAAGUUCAAGAUAACUACUUUUCUUUUAAACCAUGGCCGCAUAUACAGAUGUUUCUGUCAUUUUCAGUCAUUUAAAGUGUUACAAAAAUUUAAGUAACAAAAUAGCUAACAAAACCACCACCUGAUACUGUUUUCUGAUAAGACUACAGAUAACUGGGUUGAGGAUCUGUGUAGAGUUAACAGUUUCUUCAGUGUAUUUUGCUUGGAAGUAAAGAAAAUGUGACUUGAAUUGUAUACUUCUGUAGCCCAGAUUUUGCAGCACUAUAACACCGUGAUACAUACUGCUGUCCCCAGUCUGAGAUUCCAUGUGCUGCUGUCCUACCUGCAGCGUCCUGGGUAAUGUGUGACUGCAGUUGCCCUGGAGUUCCUCUGAUGUUUGCCUUCAUCUCCCUUUCACAGUUCAGAGGCUGAGUAGCAGUGAAAGCUGUUAGGAUGUCCUGGGUUGCUUGUAGGGACUGUUCUGUGAAGAGAUUACAGCUGCUUCUGGUGUCCACACUAUUGUUCAAGUCAAGUUAAUAAAGCAUUUCAAAACUAA
Molecule: messenger RNA, 1469 nt
Organism: Galeopterus variegatus (Sunda flying lemur)
Lineage: Eukaryota; Metazoa; Chordata; Mammalia; Dermoptera; Cynocephalidae
Product: transketolase-like protein 1
Exons: 6
Coding region: 1-792 (263 amino acids)
Molecular function (GO): transketolase activity; thiamine pyrophosphate binding
Source: RefSeq, a predicted model, not a curated record